This is a messenger RNA of Penicillium nucicola, 1161 nucleotides long. RefSeq lists its product as uncharacterized. Bases 1 to 1161 code for a protein of 386 amino acids. The transcript has a single exon. NCBI's taxonomy places the organism in Eukaryota, Fungi, Ascomycota, Eurotiomycetes, Eurotiales, Aspergillaceae. The record is from RefSeq and is a predicted model, not a curated record.
AUGGAGCUCUUCAGACCUGCCCCUGAGCCCGCGACCCCUCUGGGUCGCUACCGCAUCCUCUCUUCAUCAGCAGGAGUUCGUGUCUCGCCCCUCCAGCUAGGUGCCAUGUCAAUUGGUGACGCAUGGAGCCAAUUUAUGGGCAGCAUGAACAAAGAGCAGUCCUUCGCCCUCUUGGACGCCUUCGUCGCAGCUGGUGGCAACUUCAUUGACACUGCCAACAACUACCAGAACGAGCAAUCGGAAGCCUGGAUCGGAGAAUGGAUGACAGCCCGCAAGAACCGUGACCGGAUGGUCAUCGCAACAAAGUUCACGACUGAAUACCGCAGCCACGAAGUCGGCAAAGGCAUGACCCCCAAUGCCAGCGGUAACCACAAGCGCAGCAUGAUCCUCAGCGUGCGCGACUCCCUCCGCAAACUGCAGACAGACUUUAUCGACGUCCUCUACCUGCACUGGUGGGACCACACCACCUCGAUCGAGGAAGUCAUGGACUCGCUCCACAUUCUGGUCGAGCAGGGCAAAGUCAUGUACCUCGGAAUCUCAGACUCGCCCGCGUGGGUCGUAUCUGCCGCCAACACAUAUGCUCGCGCCCACGGCAAGACCCCCUUCUCCGUGUACCAAGGACGGUGGAACGUGAUGCGCCGCGACUUUGAGCGCGAUAUCCUCCCCAUGGCCCGUUACUUUGGAAUGGCUCUGGCCCCAUGGGAUGUCCUUGGUAGCGGUCACUUCCAGACCGCGAAGCAGCUCGAAGAGCGGAAGAAGAAAGGUGAAGGGUUGCGCAGUGUAAUGGGCAGUGAACAGACCGAGGAUGAGAGAGUCAUGUCCGAGGCCUUAGCGAAGGUUGCCGCCGAGCAUGGGAUUGAGUCUGUGACGGCAAUUGCAUUGGCCUAUGUGCUAUGCAAGGCGCCUAACGUUUUCCCGCUUGUUGGUGGGCGCAAGAUUGAGCAUCUGCAUGAUAACAUCCAGGCUUUGUCGAUUCGGUUGACGGAUAAGCAGAUCGAGUUCUUGGAGUCGGCGAAGGGCUUUGAGCCUGGGUUCCCUCAUGACUUUAUUGGAACUGAUCCCAGGCAUAACGGUGGUCAUUCCGCUAUGCUCGUGUCUUCCGCUGGUCAGAUCGACUAUGUGCAGGGACCAAGUGCUAUUGGAUACGAGCCUACGAACUAG